Messenger RNA from Acaulospora morrowiae, 122 nucleotides. Lineage: Eukaryota; Fungi; Glomeromycota; Glomeromycetes; Diversisporales; Acaulosporaceae. The record is from the annotation of a GenBank genome assembly.
ACGUUGUUCAUUUCCGGGUUGAGGUCAGACUAUGUGACUCCUAAGGUUCAUCCUACCAUAAAGACGUUUUUUCCUGAUUCCAUAAUUGUCGAAUUAGACACUGGCCACUGGGGUAAUGAAGG